AUGGCCGCUCAAGUAAUAGCUGGAAUACCCCCAGUUACUCUGCUCAUAGAGGAAGGGCUCCGCCUGUACAGCAGGGAUGAUGACAAGCUUCGUACUACCAGGUUGCUGGAAAGAAGCACAACUUUGGAGAAAUGGCAGCGUGUGUGGAGCGACCACUCAGAGACGGAAAUGUGGAGCAAGACUCUGAUCCCGGACGUAAGACAGUGGGUUAGCUGUAAACAUCGAAGGCUAGACUUCUACUUGACCCAGUUUCUAUCGGGCCAUGGAUACUUUGGGGAUUACACCAAAAGAAUGGGAAUCACGAAGGGCAGCAUCUGCGGUUAUUGCGGAGAGGAGGACUCCCCGGAGCACACAAUCUUUGUGUGUCAAAGAUGGGCCGCAUGGAGGAGCAAUACAGAGUCAGUUAUUGGUGCGGAGGUCAAUAGCAGAAGCAUCACCAUACUCAUGAUGAAAAGUAAGGAGAACUGA
Molecule: messenger RNA, 468 nt
Organism: Acanthoscelides obtectus
Lineage: Eukaryota; Metazoa; Arthropoda; Insecta; Coleoptera; Chrysomelidae
Source: the annotation of a GenBank genome assembly